Messenger RNA from Penicillium bovifimosum, 723 nucleotides. RefSeq lists its product as uncharacterized. The transcript has a single exon. The record is from RefSeq and is a predicted model, not a curated record. Lineage: Eukaryota; Fungi; Ascomycota; Eurotiomycetes; Eurotiales; Aspergillaceae. The coding region runs from base 1 to 723 and encodes 240 amino acids.
AUGCCUGCCACCCAACCAAUACCAAUCCCCGGGCCGAGUUUAGUGCCCCAGCCAGACGACACCCCCGCGUAUACGUUUCCUCUGCCUCCUUUAGACCAGCAUUUCAAUACAGCAGAGGAAGGGAGAAAGGCGAUAAAUACAUUCGCAGCCCCCCAUGGCUGGGCGGUUACAAGCAUCCGGUCCAAGGCAACGAAGAAAGGUGUAAAGAAGACUAUCCGGUUGAUUUGCGACCGCGGCCAUGCAGUAAAGGCCGAUAAGAAUGGCCCUGGGCUGGCCAAUGAUGAUAGCCCUGGACCUGCAAAGAAACGUCGAAAGACUACCACCCUUGCGCUUGGAUGCCCCUUUAAGAUGGCUCUUCGACUAGAUCUUAAGACUGAUCUUUGGGGCAUUACCCUGGAGCACGCUACGCAUAACCAUCCAUCCUCACAUGCAUCGACCCAUCCUAUCCAUCGGGCUCUCGAGCUUACUCAAAGGAAUGCAGAGGUCGAUAAUGCGAUUCAGCAAGGCCACACAACCAGUCAGAUUCUUACUGAGAUACGUGAGGCCGACCCGGAGACUAUCCUGGUUCCCCGCGAUAUCCACAACCGUCGACGAAAAUUGGAUCAAAUGUUCCUUGAUGGCUGUACACCUCUUCAAGCGCUACUACAAGAGCUCCCUAAGGAUGUUGAAUGGGUCCUUAGGCAUAGGAGAUUAUCCCAAGGUGAAUCUAUCAAUCCCCCAUAG